Mycena indigotica is the source of this 3807-nucleotide messenger RNA. RefSeq lists its product as uncharacterized. The transcript has 13 exons. Lineage: Eukaryota; Fungi; Basidiomycota; Agaricomycetes; Agaricales; Mycenaceae. The record is from RefSeq and is a predicted model, not a curated record. Gene Ontology annotation, biological process: carbohydrate metabolic process. Bases 1 to 3807 code for a protein of 1268 amino acids.
AUGCGGCUUCUCUGUAUUGUCGCCGGCUUAGGCGUGUUUUGGGGGCUACCAACAGCAAAUGCCCAGAUAACUCUCAACUCGCUUCUCGUCGAGAACCAAGUAGCACCUCUCGGCAUCGAUGUUUCUCCUCGUUUUUCAUGGAAAAUCGCCUCUUCUGCUCGCAGUGUCAGCCAAACUUCCUAUCGUCUGACCAUUUCCGCUUCUGCUGCUGGGAAGUCCGACGUUUGGGACUCGGGCGUUAUACCAUCAUCAAAUCCAUACCUUGCCCCGUAUUCUGGCCCCGCUCUUAGUUCCGACACGCAAUACUUCUGGACCGUGGCCGUUGUGUCUUCUGCAGGCUCUGCCUCGGCCCAGUCGACAUUUACCACCGGUUUUCUUUCACAAAAUGAUUGGGGCACCAGCGCUUGGAUUGGAAAGAAUACUACCAUUGUUUCGCCACAACUAACGGCCGCAUUCAAUGGCGCUAGUUGGAUAUGGACCCCUUCCCCUGGUCAAACUCCACCUGCCGCUCCUGCUGGCGAUAUCGCUUUGCGACUCACUUACGCCAUCCCCGCGGGCAAGACUGCCGUUAGCGCGUCCUUUUUAAUCACCGCAGACGACCUUUACACACUUUACGCAAAUGGUGUUGUCGUUGGAAGUGCUCCCGAUGUGACAGAUGCAUGGAGAACCGGACAGAUAUUCCGCGACAUUGCGUUAGACAACACUGCAACAUCUCUCGUAUUUGCGAUUCGAGCAACAAACCGCGCAGCUGGUGCAGCGGGUGUUAUAUUUGCUGCUCUUGUGUCGCUCUCGGACGGCACUUCAGUGACGCUCACAACCUCAAACUCGACAACAACUGGUACUUGGAAGGCUACCGCCACCAUUCCGGCGGACUUUCAACUGCCUUCCACAUCCGAUGCGAACUGGGAUACUCCUAUAAGUUUGGGAACCUAUGGUGUUUCUCCUUGGUCAAACGGCGUCACAUUGUCUCUUCCAACCGUUCCAACCCCGUCCCUCUCUACUGCUUCUUGGAUUUGGAACACUGCGGACGCGGCCAGUAGUGCACCAGUCGGAGAUGUUGCUUUCCGGCGCACCCUUUCAUUUUCCUCAAACUCGACUAAGACUCCCGUAUCCGCUCGAAUCGUUACCACUGGUGAUAAUCUGUUUGCCCUGUGGGCCAACGGAGUUUUGGUUGGCGAAGCGGCAAAUGAAACUGAUGUUUGGGGUGUUGCUUCUACUAUCACAGUCUCAUUUGCUUCGGGCAGUGAGAGUGCUCCUAUCGCCGUUGAUGGGUCGCAGCAGGUUGUUUUCGCCGCGAGUGUGACCAAUUUGGGUGACAGAAACAAUGCUGCAGGCUUCAUUCUGUCCGCGUGGAUUGUGUAUUCCGAUGGCAGUAGAGAUGCGCUUGUUAGUGACGGAAGUUGGAAAACUAUUGGCACUCCUCUUCCUGCAAACUGGCAGAAUCCUACAUUCGACGACGCUGCUUGGGCAGCGGCCAACGUUCUCGGACGAUAUGGUAUAGGGCCUUGGAACAAUGGAGUUCGUGUGCCCGACCCGUUGGGCGAGCAUCCUGCUCCUCUCUUACGAAAAAAAUUCACGCUCAACAGCGAGGGCAAGGGCAUAUCUCAAGCACGACUUUUCUACGCUGCCGGCGGAUUUGCUGCGAUCCAGCUCAAUGGAAAACCCAUCUCUGACCACGUGAUGACGCCAGGUUUUACCAAAUACGACACUCGCGUGCAAUAUGUUGUUGCUGAUGUCAAGAACCUUUUAACCAGUGACAAUUCCGCCAAUGCUCUCGCGGCUGAGUUGGGUCGCUCGCACUACGGCGUAACACAAGCCAGCGCGUGGAAUUGGGAGAGUGCACCGUGGCAUGCUGAGCCGGUCCUGCGAAUCGUCCUCAGUGUUGUCUACACAGAUGGCUCGCGGGAACGGAUUGUCAGCGACGGUACCUGGAAGGUGAUCGAAGGGCCAACGCGACUAGACGAUUUGUUUGGAGGAGAAAACUACGAUGCGAGGUACAAUAUUGCCGAAUGGAACCUUGCGUCAUUCGACGACAAGGAUUGGAAAUCUGCAUUUGUGGCCGCAGCGCCCAAGGGUAUCCUUGUUCGUGCAAGGCAGCCACCUACGCGACUGAGAGAAAGUUUGAAGCCCGUCAAAAUCACUCAACCUAUCCCUGGGCAAUAUGUAGCGGAUUUCGGGCGCGUCAUCGUCGGCUGGGUCAAGCUCACAGUGAACGGCCCUAAAGGAAGCUUGGUUACUAUUCACUACGGCGAAAAGCUGAAUUCCGACGGCACGGUCAUGUACCAAGACACUCAGCACUACUACGCAAACAAUUUCCAGACAGAUCGAUACUGGCUGGCUGGCUUGGGCACUGAGACCUUCGAACCUAAAUUCUCUUAUAAAGGGUACCGAUACAUGCAAAUUUUCGGUUGGCCUUCCUCCUCCGCCCCCACGCCAAACGAUAUCAUUGGCCAGGUUGUCCAUGACGACCUAGCGCUCACCGGCGACUUCCGAUGCUCCAUCGACCUGCUCAAUAGAAUGCAUCUUGCCUCCGUUCAAACCAUGCUCAACAAUGUCCACUCAAUUCCCACCGACACGCCUGUUUAUGAAAAGAACGGGUGGUCUGGCGAUGCUCAGGUUGCUGCUGAAAUGUUUUUAAUGAAUCUUGACUCUCAAGAGCUUUUCGCGAAGUACACUGAAGAUCUUCGCGAUACUAUUCCCGCAGAUGGCAACGGGCCACCCGCUGUCAUUGCUCCUUCCGGUGGUUGGGGCGCAAACAAUCAAGCUGACCCAUGGCAUGCGGCCUUCGUUCUUAUACCUGCAUGGAUUCACGCGUAUCGGGGAGACACGAGAGUUCUGAGUGACAAUUAUGAGGCGAUGAAGAAAUACGUCAAUUUCGAACAGCGAAGAUCGCCAAAUAACAUUGCAAGCACCGGCUUGGGUGAUUGGGUCACACCAGAAACCUCCCCGCUAGGCGGCAAUCCUCCAGAAGACUCAAGGGUACCAGCGACCGCGUAUUUGUAUUAUAUGUUCGAUGUCAUGAGCGGCGUUGCCACCACGCUCAGAAAGACUGAAGAUGCAGCAACAUUCGCCUCGCAAGCAGCAGCAGUCAAGACUGCCUUUAACAACGCUUUCUGGGCCAACGGACAUUAUGUUGGCAAUGGUGAUAGCGGCUACCGUCAAUCACACAACCUCCUUGCUCUCGCCUUCAACCUGACUACCAGCCCCAGUAAUGCUCAAUCAGUUGCCGACAGUGUCGCUGCCGAUGUCAACUCGCGAGGAGUUCACCUCAACACUGGUGCUCUCAGUACCAAGUAUAUUUUGCCCAUGUUAACGAACAACGGACAUGCGGACCUUGCGUUAGCUGUAGCGCAGCAAACCACCUUCCCUAGCUGGGGCUUUUGGAUGGAGAACGGCGCAACCAGUAUGUGGGAGCAUUGGGCGAUCAACGCACGCUCCCACGACCAUUACUUCCUUGGUACCUUCGACGACUGGUUCUACAAGUCCGUGCUUGGUAUUCAAAUGACCAGCACCGCUUUCAAGACUGUCACCAUUGCUCCGCUCUACACGGCAUCGAUCCCUUCAGCGAGUGGCUGGCUGAUGACCCCCUUCGGAAACAUCACAGUUUCGUACAGGACGAGAGGCUCUUCGUUAACUCUGGAUGCCACUAUUCCCGUUGGUGUUUCUGCGAAAGUGUCGUUUGCCACCGGGAAGACUCUAACGGAAGGCGGGAAAGAUGUGACUGGAGUCAACGACAUCACGACCGUCCCUGGCUCCCCGACCCAGCUCCAGGUCGGGUCUGGCACCUAUACAUUUGUCAGCCAGUAA